Molecule: messenger RNA, 4230 nt
Organism: Scaptodrosophila lebanonensis
Lineage: Eukaryota; Metazoa; Arthropoda; Insecta; Diptera; Drosophilidae
Gene: Wnt5
Product: protein Wnt-5
Exons: 10
Coding region: 1-3138 (1045 amino acids)
Biological process (GO): neuron differentiation; multicellular organism development; cell fate commitment
Cellular component (GO): extracellular region
Molecular function (GO): cytokine activity; frizzled binding
Source: RefSeq, a predicted model, not a curated record
AUGACAUCGUUGCUCCGCUGUCUGGGCCUGAAGUCGCCAUUCAUUGAAUUCGGUAACCAACAAGAGGUGCUGGCAAACACAAGCAUACCUCUGAACAUCACAAAAGAUGAACAGGCCUAUAUGCAUCAGGAAGGGCUCCGAAAAUUGGGCACCUUCAUCAAGCCCGUGGACUUGAGGGACUCUGAAACCGGUUAUGUAAAAGCUGACCUUACGAAAAAGGUACCGCUGGAACCACCGAGCGCCCAAGCUCGACGUGUUCACCCCAUCCAAGAGGAAAUGGAUCUGAAACAAAUUAUACUACUGGACGAGGAUACCGAUGAGAACGGCCUUCCCGCCAGCCUCACCGAUGAGGACCGUAAAUUUAUAGUGCCCAUGGCACUGAAGAAUGCCUCGCCCGACCCUCGAUGGGGCGGGGGUCCAAUACCCACACCCGCUCCGAGCACACGACGACGCAGCACAACAACCACAUCGACCACCACACCGCCUCCAGAUCCGACCUCCAACAUUGACGACCUGAAGAAGCACAUUCUCUUCUUGCACAACAUGACCAAAAGCAACAAUAACUUUGAAUCCAAGUUCGUGAAAUUUCCCAGUCUGCAGAAGGAUAAGGCGAAGCAGCCAACGAACUCGGCAACGGCGUCAAAGCGCCCACAACGUCCGAUAUUUCAGUAUGCGGCGCCCAUAGCGCCACCCACUCGCAAGGUUCCACAGGGUGCGCACACUCCGGGUCAGCAACCCUUCGGUGGCUACUAUCAUAAUGAAGACGAAAGCGACAGUCUGUCCUCUUUCCUGCAGCCGCUUGGCGCUGGCAGCGGCAGACCAGCAGCAGGAGAUGGCAAGGACCGUGGAAAGAUUGCAAUUGUGCCUCAGGUACAUCUGCUGAACGAGGCACAGAUGACGACAACGACUAGCUCGACCACUCCAAGCACUACACCUACAACUACAAUGCCAACCACUACCCCAGAGCCAACACCAAAGCGCACCACAAAGCGGCCCGUUUGCCUGCGGAAUCCUGAAUCCCUCAAGUGCAAAAGACAGCGGCAGCGGGAGGAACAGCAGCGACAGCGUGAGCGGGAUGAGUGGUUCCGCGGACAGGCCGAAUUCAUUCGACCGCACUUCGAGCCCAUAAUCCAGACCAUCAAUAACACUAAACGCUUCGCCGUCUCCAUUGAGAUACCCGACUCCUUCAAGGUGCAUUUGCAAGCCAACGACACGAUGCCUCCCGCGGAGGAGACCGAACUGCAGCUGCUUUCGCGUGUGGCUCGAUCGCAGCAUCGUCGGCGGAAUAUUGGAGGGGGCCUACCGGGUCGCGCCGUCAUCUCCGUGGAAAAAUUUCGUGCGCCGGCGCCGGCCGACUUUUUCGCACAAGACAUCGUAAUGACAUCGGCCGGAGUGGCCAGCGGGCGCGAAUUUAUGUUGGCCAACAUGGAGCAAUAUGGCAUGGUGGCGCCCAAUGAGCACGACAACGAAACCACACCGAGUCCAACGGUGCCAGCCUACUCCGAGCCCAUAGAUUUAAAUCCGGAUAACUGUUACCAUGUCGAUGGCCUCACCUACGGCCAAAAAAAGCAAUGCGUACUGCACACCAGUGUCAUGCCAGCCAUUAGUCGAGGCGCCCGUGCUGCCAUACAGGAAUGCCAGUUUCAGUUCAAAAAUCGCCGUUGGAAUUGCAGCACAACCGAGGAUAACACCGUGUUUGGUCCCAUGACGGGCUUGGGCUCCCCCGAAAUGGCUUUUGUUCACGCACUCGCAGCGGCAACGGUGACCAGUUUUAUAGCCCGCGCCUGUCGUGAUGGUCAGCUGGCCUCGUGCGGCUGCUCACGCGGCUCACGGCCUAAACAACUUCACGACGAUUGGAGCUGGGGUGGCUGCGGCGAUAAUCUCGAGUAUGCCUACAAAUUUGCCACGGAUUUCAUCGAUGUGCGCGAGAAGGAGACGCGCCGAGGCACACGCGGGGCCGGCAAUCCAGAGCGACGACGGGCACGUCUUCAACAGCAGCUACAAAAACGCAACCAGAUGCUGGCUGAUGAUGCCGGAGCUGCAGUCGGAGUCGGAGUCGGAGCCGUGGCCGCGACCUCCAGCAAUGUCAAGCCAGCUGCGGAGGCGGCUCCGCAGCAAAGUGCAGCCAACAAUGCAACGACUACGGACAGCAACAAACAACUGAACAAUGGCAACAAUCAAACGCGCAACGACAAUAUGGCAACAGCAUCAUCGUCUUUGUCCCCAUUGCCUCCUUUGGCUGCCCCAACACCUUCGUCUUCGGUGGCGCCUCCCAAGCAAGAGCAAUCCGCUGAGGAGGACGAUGUGGCUGGGCCGCGCAUCAAGCCGGAAGAUGUAUUAGAGCUGAAGGAGCGCAUUACAAAGGAAAUACUCAAUUCGAAAUUGCAGGAAAAGGAAAUGCUGGAAUUGCAGGAGAAAAUCAAUCGGGAAUUUUUAAACUCCAAAGUAUUCAACAUGGAAAGCACUGGAAAGCAACGACGCAAGCGGAAGCGCAAGAAUCAACGCGCCGUCAACGGCGAGGCGCCCACUCUCUCCGACAACGAUGGUCUCUAUGGCGAUAAUGGUGGCGACCAGACGGCUGUGGGCGGCCAAGGAGGCGGGAACAAGGCACGCAACACGGCGGCCACGGCAAAGGCUCGUAGUCUAAUGAAUCUGCACAACAACGAGGCGGGUCGACGGGCCGUCAUCAAGAAAACGCGCAUUACCUGCAAAUGUCAUGGAGUCUCCGGUUCUUGCAGCUUAAUUACUUGCUGGCAGCAAUUAUCAUCAAUUCGAGAAAUUGGCGACUAUUUACGGGAAAAAUACGAGGAGGCCACCGAAGUGAAACUCAAUAAACGCGGCCGUCUUCAGGUCAAAGAUUCACAAUUCAAGGUGCCAACAGCACACGAUCUGGUCUAUUUGGACGAAAGCCCCGACUGGUGUCGCAACAACCGCCAGCUGCAGUGGCCAGGGACACAUGGCCGGGUCUGCAACAAGAGCUCGUCGGGACUGGAUGGCUGCGGCAUCCUCUGCUGCGGGCGGGGCUACAACACCAAGAACAUCGUCGUCCGGGAGCGAUGCAAUUGCAAGUUCCAUUGGUGCUGUCAGGUGAAGUGCGACGUCUGCACAAAAGUGCUCGAGGAGCACACCUGUAAAUAGAGGUCCUCCAUCGAUACUAUACUGUCGAGAUAAGCACCACUAAGCAGCAGGAGCAGGAUGAGGAUUAUGAUGAGGAUGAGCAGGAGGAGGAUGAAUGCAAUGAACGUUGCAAUCCCCACACCUACAUAACGUAUAUUAUUUAUUGAACCUACCGUUAAGUUGCACAAUGGAAGCUUUCUUAUUGUUUUUACUUAGUGUACGAACUUAGUCUCUAACAGCCCCCCAAUUCUAUCCCCCCACCCUCCCCUAGACUAUGUAAUUCAAUGCGUAUUCCAUAGGGUCUAGAAAGUGUGAAUGCAAAGAUCAACUCACUCGGUGUAAAAACAAAAAAAAAAAACUAAAAACAUAAGAAGAGAAAUUAAUUACAGCUCCAGGCAUGCUUUUACGUACAUCCCUCUCGGAUAAUAGAUCGAUGGCUAGGAUAGGGAGACAUGAACGAAUACGAAAUAGCAUUUAAACUGUAAAAUAUACAACAAACAUGCAAACGAACAUCCACAUAUAUAGAUAGCUUUAAGCGGAACUUUUUGUUGUUCUUCAUGGUUCAAAUAAUAAUUUAAACGAUUAUCGUAGAAAUAAUAAUUGUACUUUUAAUGCGUCUAUAUCUCUACUAUAUAUAAAAUAUUUAAGACGAUAUCAAAUGUGACACAUUUUAUGAAUCCUAAUUACGAGUAGCUCACGAGCUUGCAGAAAUGCCGCUAAAAAGAUUCGAUUACCCAUACUCCGGCUAUUUUGUUUGACUGUUUGUCUAUUUUGAUUUUCGGAAGUGAAAGUUUUCCUUUUCUCUUCAUUUUUUUUUUUUUUUGGCAUGCAUUGAAUACCCAAAAUACUUAUGUGUUUGUGGCUUAAGGAUUCUUAGGACUACACUUAUUUUUAGUUAGCCCUAAGUAGGCGCCAAGAACGGCCGAUGCCCGCUAAGGACAGAAAGUCUAGGGGCAAGUGAGGUAAUUAUAAAUCCAAUACUUAUAGUGCAUAUGUACGUAGCAUUUAGUACUAUAUAUAGCGUUUAAAGUACAUACAUAUACUAUAUAUAUGUGUGUGUGUGCAUCUGUAUUUAAAUUCUAAAUAAGUGUUAGCUGUACGCUCUAGUAAGUG